GCAAGAGGUCCGGACGUGACAUAGCUGCACAUCAUCUCUCCUCUCUCUCCUCUUCUCCUCAUCUUAGUCACGUUACUUACCUCCAGACAUCUGCAGGUACCGGUCAGAAACAAUGUGGCUGAUCGUGCUGGCCACGUUACUUCACCGCGCCUCGGCUUACGACGUGGACCUGAAGAAACUGGACGGGCUGGCGAAGGCGAGGGUGGAGACGUGUGGUGGAUGACAGCUGAACAGGCUCAGUGAGGUCAAAGCCUUUGUGGUCCAGGACAUUCCUCGUUACCAUAACCUGGUGAUGAAGCACAUUCCUGGGGCCGACCCUGAGCUUGUCCUCCUGAACCACUAUUUUGAAGAGCUGGAUCGGAUCGCCCUGUCUGACAUGACUCGCUCUGAUAUCAACAAGCUGCUGGGCGAGCUGGGUUUCUACAAGAAGAGCGAACCUGAGGACGAGGUGCCUGAGGAGUUCCGCUUUUCUCCUGCCAAAGACAGCCCGUUUAAAGACGAGCCGCCCUACAAAUCCUCAAUUGCCUCCCUUGCCACAGACAACGCCUCCUCAGAGCCCAAACAGGAAGCCCAGCAUACCGACCUGUAACCUGUCACAGUGGUGGAAAUUAAGAAUCUCACAGUACCAUUAAGCCCCAUAGCUACUCCACGACCAGCUGGUUAAUGCAGUUGAUGACAGAAAUGCUUGUAAUUUCAAAAUAAGACCAGCAGAUCAUGGAUCAGCCUUUAGGCAAGGGCACAAUCUCAGCAUUGGCAAAAGGCCUUUAAAAGCUCCACAGUCUGAAUUUGCACAUAUUGUUCUUGCCGUUUGUUCUUAAUUUAGCAGCAAUAAUAACCCAACGCGCUGCUUUGUGAGUGCUUUUCUACUCUCUACAAAAAGACUGGAAGUGUGUAUGUUGUAUUUUGAUUUUUGGUCCAUCAUGUGUCAGCUGUCUUCAGAAUAUUUGCCUCACUUGAGUUCCCCUUGUGUGUCUGAAUGCUUCCUUCCUACUGUGAAACCGUAUGAAACCUCAGGCUGAAAACUUUCUUACUGGCCUGAGGCUGAUGCUACAUGUUCUGGUGGGUUGGACUGAUGCACACAAGAGGAUGCAAAUGGAGGAAAAUAAUAAAAUAUUAAA
Messenger RNA from Anoplopoma fimbria (sablefish), 1118 nucleotides. RefSeq names its product selenoprotein M (gene selenom). Gene Ontology annotation, molecular function: oxidoreductase activity. The record is from RefSeq and is a predicted model, not a curated record. Lineage: Eukaryota; Metazoa; Chordata; Actinopteri; Perciformes; Anoplopomatidae. Gene Ontology annotation, cellular component: endoplasmic reticulum lumen. The transcript is spliced from 5 exons.